Messenger RNA from Scomber japonicus (chub mackerel), 2782 nucleotides. It is a transcript of the gene alg10, whose product is annotated as ALG10 alpha-1,2-mannosyltransferase. The transcript is spliced from 3 exons. Gene Ontology annotation, molecular function: dolichyl pyrophosphate Glc2Man9GlcNAc2 alpha-1,2-glucosyltransferase activity. Gene Ontology annotation, cellular component: endoplasmic reticulum. NCBI's taxonomy places the organism in Eukaryota, Metazoa, Chordata, Actinopteri, Scombriformes, Scombridae. Bases 153 to 1577 code for a protein of 474 amino acids. Gene Ontology annotation, biological process: protein N-linked glycosylation; dolichol-linked oligosaccharide biosynthetic process. The record is from RefSeq and is a predicted model, not a curated record.
CACUGGUGCAGAUCUCACGCACUUUCACUUUGAAUUGAGGACGUACAGUGAUUUUUUUUAACACGCGUAUUUAGUCGUUAUGCGUGUUGUACGCCGUUAUAACAACUAGCAUCAGGUUGCGUUUACUUUCACGUCUUAAUUCGUCGUCAAACAUGGAGACAUUUGAAGGCUACAUCUUCACUGCUCUCUGCAGCACCAACUUCUUGAUAUCCUGCCUGCUGUUCUCCAGAGUCACUCGGGAGCAAAGGGAUCCGUACAUGGAUGAGAUAUUUCACGUCCCGCAAGCUCACAAAUACUGUCAUGGGAAAUUCAACGAGUGGGACCCAAUGAUCACCACCCUCCCAGGCCUUUACCUCGUCUCUGUGGGGGUCAUCAAGCCCGUGGUCUGGCUCGCCGGCCUGACAGGCCAGGUGGUGUGUUCCACAGCCAUGCUGCGCUUCAUCAACCUGCUCUUCAACUGUGGCAACCUUUACCUGCUCUAUCUGCUCAUCUGCAAGCUGCACCAAAGGGAGAAGACACGCACAACCUCACGUCGAGUCCUCUCAGCGCUCUCUCUCUCCUCCUUCCCCGUGCUCUACUUCUUCAACUUCCUCUACUACACUGACGCUGGAUCUACUUUCUUCAUCCUCUUCACCUACCUCAUGACGCUGUAUGGUUGCCACAAGGCCUCGGCGCUCCUCGGCGUCUGCUCCAUUCUCUUCCGCCAGACCAACAUCAUAUGGGUGGCGUUCUGCGCGGGCACUCUGGUGGCUGCCAAGAUGGAUGAGGCCUGGAGGGUGGAGCAUACGAAAAAAAGGGAUGAGAAGUCUCCUCCGUCACAGGUCCCUCUGUCAUUCAGCGGAGCAAAGAAAGUGGUGCUUUUCAUGCUGGAGUUUCUCACAUCUCCUAGUCAUGUGAAGGCGGUGCUGCUGGUGGCCUGGCCUUACGCAGCAGUUGCGGUGGGUUUCCUUGUGUUUGUGGUGCUGAACGAUGGGAUCGUGGUGGGUGACAGGACAAGCCAUGAGGCAUGUCUAAACAUCCCUCAAGUCUUUUAUUUCUUCUCCUUCUCCCUCUUUUUCUCCCUCCCUGUUUCACUUUGUUACCACCGUGUGCUCCGCUUCCUGCAGGCUCUAAAAAAACAGCCUUUUUUCUUCCUCCUCGUCACCGGCCUCUGCUUCCUCCUCGUAUGGAAGUUCACCUUCGUCCACAAGUACCUCCUAGCAGAUAACCGCCACUUCCCCUUCUACGUGUGGAAAAGGCUUUUCCAGAAGCACGAGCUGGUGCGCUUCCUCCUUGUCCCCGCGUACGUGUUCGCAGGGUGGAACUUUCUGGACUCCUUCAAGUCACGCUCGCUCUUCUGGAGCUUGGCGUUCCUGGCAUGCCUCAUGGCUGCCACAGUCCCUCAGAAGCUCCUGGAGUUCAGGUACUUCAUCGUUCCAUACCUAAUGUACCGUUUGCACAUGCCCCUGCCCUCUCUUCCCAGACUCAUUCUGGAGUUCCUCCUGUACACGCUGGUCAAUGCCGCCACGAUUUACAUCUUCAUCACAAAGACCUUCCACUGGCCAGACAGCACAGCUGCACAGAGGUUCAUGUGGUGAACCAAAGAGGAGAAGGAGGAACUGGUGCUGGUAUUAGAAUGAUUCAAACAGGGUGCUGGUACUACUUUACAGAAGGCUCUUUCUCUCUAAAAGACGACUCAUAUUUCUGUCAUAUUUUAGUACAUCUGUAACUAAACUAUGUUCAGGAUAUUGUCAAAGGAUUGUCACAGUUUUUACUGAAAAUCAAUAUUUCUAGUUAUAACAUGAUAGACAGGAGUGAAAACCAAAAACCCUUCAACCAUGAAUCUGUUCAGUUACAUGAAAAUUUCAACAACAAGGAUAUUCAUUUUUCAUAUAUCAGUUUAAAUAUCGGUCUGAAUUGUAAUAUGUUAUUUUGAUAUGAAUUUCCUGUAUAUAAAAGUUGUUUCUACUGUAUGUAAAUACAUUGUGAUUAAAAUCCUCUACAAAUUAAAAAAGAUAAUCAUGUAAUUUUGAGAUCUUUUGGGGAUUGACAGGAUAAUGCAACGUUUACUUAUGACAAACUGUUUUGUACUAUAAAUGUAAAUAUGCCGCUCUGUAGUUCAGCCUUUGGAGAAAUAACUGUUGACAUGAGCUGUAAAUACAAUUAAAGAGACCAAAUAUGACUUAGCCAUAAUGUAAAACAUCUUAUGAUAGAGAUUUUUGCUUUUUGCCAGUGAAAAACACAGAAACAUUUCACAUAGACCUGACCCAUAAACAACUUUAUAACUGAGGAUACACCUUUAUUGCUUUUAAAAAGAAAACUUGAUCAAGCCAUAAUUUAUUUGAUUGUUUUGUACCUGGUGGUUUAAUUGUAAUGAUAAUCCCAUUUUUCCUUAAGUAUGUUUCUCCUUUCUGUUUGCUAUUUUUGUAGUGCCUGAUUUGUGUGUGUGUAUAUGUGUAUGGGGGUUUAACUGUUUUUUCUAUUUACAAGAUCACAAAAUCAAAAAUAAAUGUGAAGUUUCAAACCGACCAAGACCUGAUUGUUCUCAGGAUUGGGAUGGGAUUCAAAAAUGUGAUUAAAAUGGGCAGUCUAUCAUCAUAUCAGUUUAUCACAAUGUUGUCAUAUUUGGCCCUGUGUUUUUUGUUGGCGUUUCCACUUUUCUAUUUGAGUCUGUUGUUACUCGUGUUUGUGUUGACUCAUCUGUGUUCCACACUUAACUGUAUACACUGUCCAUCCAGCUGUAUGCUGCUUUCAUGUUGAUACAAUCCUGUGUAGAAUUUGGAAUAAAAUGAUUAAUUCAGCA